AUGUCACACACGUUCCUGCGUUCUCGCCACCUGCUGCGGUCACUAGCGGCCCCGACGGCUUUUCUCGCCGUGUCAUCUGCUCGGUUAGAAUCUACAGAAUCUACAGAACCUGAAGCAAAUGCGUCGCCUGCUGUGGACUUUAUUGGCGUCUUUGUAGAGAAAGAGUCGGCUGCACGAUUGCGCCAGCAAUAUCCGAGCAAGUUUAAAGGCGAAGAUAACGAGCCAUUGGUGGUUGUACUGCAAUUUCAGCCCACGUUUCAGGAACAGGAGGCGUUUGCUCCUAUUUUAGGCCUUUCAGCUAGUCUGCACGUCCAGGGACUGGCUGAGGAUGACCAUAUUCAGACGGUGUUGGUAGCUGUCACGACGGAGACGGGUGAGUCACUCGAGUAUGAAGGUGCAGCAGAGCCCGCACAUUUGACGCUAUCGACGUCAGCUGGAGGACUCAGUACUGGUUACUCCAGCGUACUGCUGGAGCGUCUACGUGCCAGCGACAAGCUCCGCUACCUGCUAGACGACGAGGAGACGACACCACAAUGGACGGGCGAGCUGCCGGCCUUCGAUUCGAAACAUCUGCCGCUGUUCAGCCCUUUUCCAGCCGUGAAGGCCACAGUUACCAAGCUGGAGUCGAAGCAGAGCAAGGAGCUGGCACUGCAGGGCACUGUGUGUCUAUCUUCUCGCUUUGACUCAGCUACUAGGGAGUGCACGGCACCGAAGGCAGAGUGCGGCUUUUGCAAGUUCAUGAAGGCAGGUCCAUGCGGCAAAGAGUUCACGGCCUGGGAGGCCUGUCUGGAUCAUUGUAAAAAGAGCGGGGAAGAUUUUAUUGAACAGUGCGGACCUCAGACCUUGAGACUCCGGGACUGUGUCGAUGCUAACCCGGAGUACUACCACGUGCUGCACGACAGCCCUGAGGAAGAGGACAAGGAAAAGGACGUUGAGGAGAUAAAGUCUGAGACGAAAGACAAGAAGUGA
Peronospora farinosa is the source of this 969-nucleotide messenger RNA. The record is from the annotation of a GenBank genome assembly. NCBI's taxonomy places the organism in Eukaryota, Oomycota, Peronosporomycetes, Peronosporales, Peronosporaceae.